Messenger RNA from Linum trigynum, 4977 nucleotides. The record is from the annotation of a GenBank genome assembly. Lineage: Eukaryota; Viridiplantae; Streptophyta; Magnoliopsida; Malpighiales; Linaceae.
AAAUGAUAUUCACUUUGAUAUAUUUUUCGAACAAAAAAAAUUGAGCCAUUUUUUACCAGUCUAUACCAUAUGGUAUUGACUGGUAUUGAAAUAAGAGCAUACCUAUGGUUUGAAAAGCGUACCAUGGUGGUAUGAACAAACCAAGACUGUAGGAUGGUUGAAUACAUGAUAGUAGAAAUAUAUUAACUGUCAUUUACGACUUUUAACAAUGUGUACCAUAAGAUACCACCUCGUACCAGGGCGGUAUUGUGUGGUAUUGUUUGGUCCUGUAAUUUGUUCACCCAGAAAUUUGUAGAUCCAAUAGAUCAUGAUGAACUCAUCUCUUCUGUGCGAACGUUUUCAAAAACGAAUUAAAAAAGAAGAAAAUACCAUAUGGUAUGCAGUUGGUACCGAGAGUUUUUUGUUCAAAAAAAAUAUUAAAAACUGAUCUCAUUUUGUAGAGCACGAUGAACUCGUUCCACCUGUGCAAAAAAAAAACUGAAAUCCGAGUUAAAACGAAGAUAUGAGCCGAUUAAGAAAACUAGGAAAAAUAAAAAUGAUCUUUAAUUCUCCAUUCUUACAUCUGAAUUUUCUAAAUGAAGAGCCGAGAUUUGAUUAUUGAUGGAUACAUAGUUAUGCACCAUAUUUUGAGCUAUCGACGGGCAAUCAACUCGGACAUAUAACUUGUUGGUGAUCAUCACCAAUGAAGUUUUCUCGUAGCGAGUGUGACAUAGGCUGUAAAUCAGCCGUCCCAAACCAAAUCAAAGAAAAAAAAAAAUCAAUCCUUUCAUUAUCUCUUCCCCCGCCCAUGUCGUCUUGGUUUAUUUUUUUCUUGAGAAUGUUUCUGUUUUUUAAACAAUGGAAUCCCCUUCCAGUUGCCAAAUGUUCAUCUACAGAGCCCCUCCAUAAUCCCGUCCACCUAAUCCCGAAGUCGUCCCAAAAAUGUCGUUUUGCUCGUCCCUUUCCCCAGAAUUGGCGCCCUCCGUUUACCCUUUUUCCCUUGCUUUCAAUUCUUCCAACAGUUCUUAAUCACACUAUUUAGACCCAGAAUUAUUCCAACCAGUUGCCGAAUCCAGGUUUCAUGACAACUGCACCAAGCCAAAAUAAACGAAGCUAGAGAAGAAGAAUCAUCACAGUCAUCAGAAGGAGAAGGAAUUCGUCGUCGUCUCUUAACUGUUCUCCAACGUAAUACAGUAGUACCCAACCCAUUCCAGCUUUUUCAAACCCAUCCCUUUUUCCUCCACGAGCAAACGUCCAAAAUAGGCCAUGGCAGAAGUGUGAAGCAGUCCGUUCCGUUCCCUCGUUAACCCCACGCUUUCCCUAUGUAGCAACAAUUUUCUUCCCCUUCCCUUCCCCUCCCCUCCCCACCACCUUCACAUUUUUUCCAAGCGCUGAUCCAAAGCUGUUUUUUCGGUUGUAGAAAGAGAGAAAAGGAAAGGAGGGUCCCUUGAAUUUCCACGUUCUUCCCCUGUCUCUCUCUGCUUGUUAUUCACUCUGUUUGGAGUUUUGACUGCAAAAGGGCAUCUGGGUUGGUCCUAAUUUGUGAAAUUUUGGGGAAGGACGUAAAUGGGUUCUGUUGGUUGAUUGUUGAAUUUUCUGGAAGUGAAGUUGGUUAGCGGGUAGAGAUGAGCGGGAGAGGGUCGUCGUCCGGUGGUUCUCCGGCGGAUUUCGGGCUGGGGAAAGUGGUGGUUGUGGCUGUUAAAGCUGCUCCCAAGGAGAUUCCGACGCGUGCUCUGGUUUGGGCGCUUACUCAUGUUAUUCAGCCUGGGGAUUGUAUCAGGCUUCUGGUUAUCCUCCCACUUCACUCCCCAGUUAAAAGGGUUUGGGGUUUCUCAAGAUUCACCGGCGGCGAUUGUUCUGCUGGUCACAAGAAGCUCUCGUUCUCGGCCUCCAUGUUGAACCAGAGAGAUGAGGUUUCAGAGCUUUGCUCCCAAAUGAUGAAUCGACUUCGUGAUGCCUAUGACAUUGAUAAGAUAAGAUUCAGGGUGAAGGUUGUUUCUGACUCAACAACUGGAGUGGUGGCUGCAGAAGCAAAAAAUUCAGAGUCAAACUGGGUGAUUUUGGACAAACAUUUGAAACACGAGAAGAAAUGCUGCUUGGAGAAGCUAGAUUGCAAUCUUGUGGUGAUGAAAAAGUCACGUCCAAAAGUGCUUCGAUUGAAAGUAAACGGAUCGCUCAAGCUGGAACCUGAAGUUGUUUCCUUCCCAUGGCCACUACAACCAGUUGGUGUCAUCGAUGAACCGCCUCCUCGAACCUACUUCGACAGCAAAGAUUACAAUGAUACGUUAAGGGGACCAUUUGUGACUCCAGCUAGCUCUCCCGAGCAUGAGUUCUCGAUGACUACAACAGAUAUUGGUACAGGCAGCUCGUCCAGAUCGAGUUCAGAACCAGGAGCUUCACCAUUUCUUAUGCGUGCCAAUUUCAGCAACUUGAAGAACAACCCUUCCUUUGUAGCCCAAAGCCAAUACGAUUCUGACUCUGAUACCGAUGCUACUGAAAUAUCGACCCCUCAUCUCAGGAGAUCUUAUCAAAGGUCUUGGAUGGAUGAUGCCAGUGGCGAGAUCAGGAAGCAUGUGUGGAGGGGUUUGGAUACAGAUGGUGAUGACACAUGUCUCAGUUCAGCUUACAAGAACUUGCUGACAAGUUUGUCUAGGUUGGAUAAUGACUCUGAAUCAGUUGCACUUGCAUCCUUUAAUUCACCAAUUGAUGUCAGGCUAAGCAAAAGUGUGAGGGAAGCCAUUUCAUUAUCCGGAAAUGUGCCUCUUGGCCCUCCUCCAUUGUGUUCAGUGUGUAAACACAAGGCCCCUGGAUUUGGGAGCCCUCCAAAGUGGUUCGUCUAUGCGGAACUUGAAGCUGCUACAAAAGGGUUUUCAAAGGAGAAUUUCUUGGCUGAAGGUGGGUUUGGCUCGGUUUACCGGGGUGUGUUACAAGAUGGUCGGGUGGUCGCUGUGAAGCAGCAUAAAUCCGUUAGCUCUCAAGGCGACGUUGAGUUCUGCUCGGAGGUAGAGGUUUUGAGCUGUGCACAACAUAGGAAUGUGGUGAUGCUAAUUGGAUUCUGCGUGGAGGGUGGAAGAAGGCUGCUUGUUUAUGAAUAUAUCUGCAAUGGAUCUCUAGAUUCACAUCUCUUUGCAUCGAACAAAGAUCCAUUGACUUGGGCUGCGAGACAAAAAAUUGCAGUUGGAGCAGCAAGAGGGCUAAGAUACCUUCAUGAAGAAUGCAGGGUUGGCUGUAUUGUCCAUCGUGAUAUGAGGCCUAACAACAUCCUUGUCACCCACGACUUUGAACCCAUGGUUGGGGAUUUCGGACUAGCAAGGUGGCAGCCACAGGCAGACCUGGGGGUCAGCACAAGAAUCAUUGGAACAUUUGGUUAUUUGGCGCCAGAGUACGUUCAAAGUGGGAAAAUCACAGAGAAAGCUGAUGUCUAUGCGUUUGGGGUAGUACUAUUGGAGCUGGUCACAGGAAGAAAGGCUAUAGAUGUGGGAAAGCCCAAAGGACAGCAAUGUCUGACCGAAUGGGCACGCCCCUUGCUGGAGAAGAAAGCCACCAUUGAACUGGUUGAUCCGCGGUUGAACAACUGCUAUCUGGAGCCGCAGCUGAGUAACAUGAUGCAGUGUGCCUUGCUGUGCCUCCAGCGCGAUCCUGAUUUCAGGCCCCGAAUGUCUCAGGUACUACGUAUGUUGGAAGGUGAAAUGGUGAUGAACUCGCGCAGCCAAACUUGAAUGUGACCUGAAAAUGAAGGUCAUCGAGAGUGAAUUAAAAGCCAUGGAGCUCUUGAAAGAUAAGGCAUCAUAACAAGGCUAGUUUUUCCUGAAGCAGUGCAGAUUGGUUUGUUAGUUUAGUGGCGGUGACGUUCAUAAGAAGGAAGGGAAGAUGUUCAUCAUCUUCUUCAUUGCAGUGUUGUUUUAUUGUUUGAUUAGCUUGAUUUGAGUUGUCAUGUUGGAACUUUGGAUGUAUAGGGGAGAAGCUUGAUUGUUGAUUAUAGAUGCAUAUAUUCUUAUGAGUUAUGACAUGUUUUGUAUCGCAAUUUCCCACUCGUUUUCCGUUGCAGCCCCUUCUUUGUUUCCAGUUUCUCCUUCUUCAUCUGUCGCCGUCGUUUUCCUGUGAAAGUGUUGGAACUGUCGUGGGAUCAAAUUCAUGGCAACGAGCUGGGUCUAUCGGUACACGGACACGACCUGAGAAUGCAGCAUAAGUAAAGCUUUGGCCAUAUUGUUCAAAAAACAAUGCAAUGAACCAAACUUUUGAGUAAAAUAUGCAAAUGCACUCUAUUCAUGUAUCAAGAGUGACCAACACUGAGAGACUGAGAGUUACCAAAAAUCGCCUCUUGUUAAAUUGCAGAAAGUAAGGAGAAACAGCGGCUGGCGGAAGGUGAACGCGCCGGCGGUUGCUUAAUGAAAAUGGAAAAGGGGUUCAGAUGACUCUUCCUCUUCGCAAACGCUGCCCGCGAAGCAAAGAGCUCAAAGAGAACGAGAGGCGCUUCUGAUGAUGAAGGAGGGGAAUAGUCAAAUUGUACUCUGGCGGUAAAAACUCCCGCCAAAACCCUGAGGACGCUUGAUUUUAGUCAGGUAACACUCAAUUUAUUGGAAAAAAACCCAAAAUACACACGUUUUUUAAAAAAAUUCUUAAAAUACACACGUUUUAUGAAAAAAAAUCUUAGUCUAUACAUGUUUGGGCAUUACCGUGGCCGUCAAUCGCGGUGAAUGCAUUCACCGCUGCAGACUAAAGCGGUGAAUGCAUCACCGCGGUUGACGGCCGCAGUGAAGGUCUGACUGGCCUAAGGCUGAAACUUCAAAUUAACUUAACUUUGCGCUUGUUUAUCCGGCCAUAGCGAAUUUUUUUUUAUUACACAUAACUUUUCAAGAUCUUUCAAUUUUCAACUGGCCUUCAUCCCAAAAAAUGUCGUUUGCUACUCCGAACGAGCAAUUUUUCGAUUUUGCCAAACUUUGGAAGGCCAUAACUUUGUGCUCCUCAAUCCGAAAGUCAUAAAGUUUUUUUUGAUUG